This is a messenger RNA of Archocentrus centrarchus (flier cichlid), 2430 nucleotides long. RefSeq names its product leucine-rich repeat and transmembrane domain-containing protein 2-like. The transcript is spliced from 4 exons. The coding region runs from base 418 to 1617 and encodes 399 amino acids. Lineage: Eukaryota; Metazoa; Chordata; Actinopteri; Cichliformes; Cichlidae. Gene Ontology annotation, molecular function: protein binding. The record is from RefSeq and is a predicted model, not a curated record. Gene Ontology annotation, cellular component: plasma membrane.
GUGUGUGCUGGACAGAGCGCUGAACCAUCAGAGGAGGCGAAGCGAGCGAGAGAUGUGGACAAAGAGAAGGAGAACGAAUAUGAGCAGUGUUUGAUCUGGAAUAAAACUCCAGUCCAGCCUCCAGAUCCUAGUUUGAACAAAGACUCAAGCCUCUGUUAUUUCAGCCUGAAACCACUUUGUGCCCUUGAAGACAGAAAGCUGGUUCAUCCAAAACCCCGAAAUCGCUGCUUUUAGAGCCGCUUCCCUCCAAAUGCUGCAGAUGAAGGAGAAGCAGAACAGGUCCUCUCUUCUGUCUCGCUUUGGAGGCUGAAACUGCAGCAGAUGGACGUUCACAGCUGGAUGUUAGCGUGACCCAGCAGAGAGAAAAGAAACAGCUGGAUGGCAGCCUGAGGGCUCAGUGGAGUUGAUGUGGCAGACAUGAAGACCCAGUACCAGUAUGGACGAAGUCAUCUGGAGAGACUGGUGUACGCGGCUCUGUUCACUCUGGUGUUGGUUCUGCUGGGACUUCUGGGCUCCGUCACUGGCUGUCCCGGUGUCUGCUCCUGCUAUGGUAACACGACUGACUGCACUGCUGUCGGACUCCUCUCUCUGACGCCCAUCGUCGGGCUGCUCGCCCAGGACUCUCUGGCCCUCCGCCUACCCCAGAACAACCUCUCUUUCCUGAGCAAAGCUGAGCUGUCCAAUUUCAGCAGCCUGGAGGUGCUGGAUCUUUCCCAGAACCACUUUUCCACCCUGCAGCCUGGAGCGUUCUCAGGCCUGAGCAGCCUGCACUGGUUAAAUCUGUCCUCCAACUACCUCGGUAAACAUCUGGCAGGCUUUGAACUCAACAGCAGCACAGUGACAGUCCAGGGCUUGAAUGGAAGUCAGGGGAGUGUUGGACUGAGCAAGGAGGUUUUCAAGGGGCUCUGGCAGCUGCGGGAGCUUGAUCUAUCCUCCAACGGUCUCAUGUGGCUGCCCAAGGGCCUGCUGGAUGGGCUUCAGAGACUCACCUGGCUGUCUCUGGCCAGCAACCUGCUUGUGACCCUGGACAGAGUCACAUUUGAGCCCCUGGUGGGGCUGCAGCACCUCCUGCUGGUGGGAAACCCCUGGAAGUGUGAUUGCAAGCUGAGAGACUUCAAGCACUGGAUGGAGUGGUUGAUUUACAGGGAUGGGCAGGUAGAUGCGAUGCAGUGCAGCCUCCCAGGGGAUCUGAAGGGCAGGGACAUCCGCAGCGUGCCAGCCGAGAUGUUCAGCUACUGCCUCCAGAGUCCAAACAAGGAGGGUGCCCCCCGGCCUCUUUGCAUGCCCGGCCGGGUUGGCAGCGCUGAUGACUGCGUCCGCCAACGCUACAGACCCGUGAGUGUUCGCCGGGCACAGGGCACGCAGAUAGUCGCGGCUGUGGUGUGCGGCACAGUGUGCGUCAUGAUGGUGGUGGCAGCGACUUACGGCUGCGUGUACGCCUCCCUGGUAGCUCGCUACCAGAAAGAGAUGAAGAGCCGCGGGCAGCCGCUGAUGGCCGAGUCUGGAGCCGACACCGACCUGGAGGACGGGCAGACGUCAUCCCCGACCUCACUGGAGGAGACGCCGCCCAAAGAGGCCUGCGGCUUCGUGCACAGUUAUCGAAUCAGCAGUUUCUGAUACACCGAUGGCUGUUUUUGCUCUUCAGCUCUCAGGUCUGCAGAGAGCUCACAGGGUGAAACUCUCCGGGUGGGGACUGACUGUACAGCUUAAUGGAGCAGACGAAAUCUGGUCUGAUCCUGCAGCACGCCUUUUAAUGUAUGGAUGCUCUGUGAAUUGUUAUUCCCUGCGCUGCAUCCCUCAGCCAGCUCUGAAACUUCUCUCAAGCUGCUGUUUGGCACUUCUGCACCUUGACUUCCCUUCAUGUGUGUUUUUAUUUCUCUUGUUUUUUAGAAACAUGAAAUAACAUUUAGGUUCUGUCUUUGCAUCUGAGCCCAAGAAGCACAAAGUCAAAAAGUACAAAUGUCUGUGAAUGUGUGACAUUUCUCCUGAUGUUUGCUGCAAAAAUGAUUUUUCUCCCGAUCAGCUGUACGUGUUUUACGUUCCCCGUUCUGCAGAAUGAUUCUUGCCUGUUCGGUGGAGGCCCUGCUGCAUCCCCUCAGACACUUUAAACCACACCAGAGUCCCGCUGCUGUCAGGCAAAUGCUGCUUUAAGCUUCAUCACAGGUUAACUGCAUUCAAACAAUACUAGAGCUGUACUGCCGCCUAGAGGGCAAGCUUAGAGCUGCAACAGCUUCUAAUCCAGCACAAAGAAACGCUCAACAAGUAACAGCUAUGACUACUACUAUCUCCAACACUGUCGAGUAAAGGAAGUGUGAGGAUAUCAGCUCACGUGUGCUCUGACGUACGAAGGUGUGUGUUUGGAUUCAUUUUCUGGGUUAAGCACAUGAAAAAAAACCUGAACCCUAAUUAAACUCAAGGACUGUUAAUCAU